Penicillium cinerascens is the source of this 1230-nucleotide messenger RNA. Its product is annotated as NAD(P)/FAD-dependent oxidoreductase. Lineage: Eukaryota; Fungi; Ascomycota; Eurotiomycetes; Eurotiales; Aspergillaceae. The coding region runs from base 1 to 1230 and encodes 409 amino acids. Gene Ontology annotation, molecular function: NADH dehydrogenase activity. The transcript has a single exon. The record is from RefSeq and is a predicted model, not a curated record.
AUGGCAAAGAAAAUCGUCAUUAUUGGCACCGGGUUUGCCGGUGUCUGGAGUGCCCUUUCAGCCAAGCGUCUAAUCAAUCUAAAGAAAAAAAACAACGACGUUCAGGUUUUCGUCAUCUCUCCUGAGCCAUCCUUGGUAAUUCGCCCACGACUCUACGAAGCCAAUGCUUCCAGCAUGACCCAUUCUCUCGCGCCGAUUUUCGAAAGCGUGGGAAUCAAGUUCAUCCAAGGCACCGUGAACACCAUCACUGCAGAGGCAAACACUGUUACCAUCCAUUCUGCCUCUGGUCUCGAAUCAAGCAUCGGCUACGACCGCCUCAUCCUAGCAGCUGGAAGCUCAGUCGUACGACCUCGCGGCAUUACCGGGAUUGAGCAACACGCUUUCGAUAUUGACUCCCUGGAAUCCGCCACCAAGCUCGAGACCCACGUCGAGGAUCUUGCCUCGCUUCCUGCAGGCCCUGCUCGCGAUACCAUCGUCGUGUGCGGCGCUGGCUUCACAGGCAUCGAGCUUGCAACCGAGUUGCCUAAACGCCUCGUCCACAUCCCCAAUUAUCGCGUUGUGUUGGUUGAAAAUGCCGAGCAGGUUGGCCCUGAGCUUGGACCCGGCCCUCGUCCUAUCAUCAUCCAGGCUUUGAAGGAUCUCGGUAUUGAAGUUAAGCUCGGAUCUGCUGUCGCGGCAGUUGACGCGGAUGGUGUGACCCUCGAAUCCGGAGAGCGCAUUGAUACCAGGACUGCCAUUUGGACUGCUGGCGUGAGGGCGACUCCCCUUACACAACAAAUUGCCGGUCCUAAAGACGGCCUCUGUCGCCUCCAGGUCGACCAACAUCUUCGCGUUUCGUCGUCUAGGGACAUUUUUGCUACUGGUGAUGCCGCUGCUGCUUUUGCCGAUACCAAUGGUCGCUAUGCCUUGAUGUCUUGUCAGCAUGCUCUUCAGCUUGGCCGUGUGUCAGGUCACAAUGCCGCAGCUGACCUUCUCGACGAGCCAUUGAUACCUUACUCGCAGGCUGCAUACAACUGCUGUCUGGAUCUCGGCUCCUACGGCGCGGUGAUAUGUGGAUGCUGGAAAAGACAGAUCAAGCUGACGGGAGAUUUGGCAAAGCGGGUCAAGUGCUUUAUCAAUCAGAAACUGAUCUAUCCCCCGUGUGAUGCCCAAGAGGCAUUGACCGCAGCCAACCCCAUUGGGCCGGAUUCGGAUCAGCUAUUUGAGCAGAUACUUCAAGCGGUGAGGUAG